GCCGCACUUUUAUUUUAGGGCUUUAGAUUUUAGGGGUAGAGACGGAGCGCUUUUUGACAGCCAAUUGUUCGCCUACCAUGCAUGCCUACGAUUACGAUUGCCUGUCACAAGAUGGACGAUUCCGUGUAUUGGUAUAAGAACACACCCGAAGUUGUACUCGCCCUGCACUACCCCAGUUAAUAAUUCUUCUACUAGAAUUUUUUUCAGUGUAUUCACAAGUGUCAAAUUUCUUUGUAUUUGUAAGUUGUGAACCCUUCAACUGAAGUAUGUCACACAUACAUCUACACUUUAUGUUGUUCAUGCGUAUGCUAUACAAACUAGAUGAACCAUCCUUUUGUACAACACUGGUUGUUCAUCUGGUUCCUGCAAACGCUGCGGAAAAUUUUCACUCUCUUCAAGCAUGGCUACCGAAAGCCCACAAACAACUGCAGCCUUCUCUAUUUACUUUCUUUUUAAGAAAUUAUGAAAACAGGAUCGUUACAAGCUCUUCGUAUCCGAUGGAAACUUCGCCAGUGAGGAACGCCUGGGUGGCUCCCAACGCGCCGGACUUUCUAUUCCUCGAUUUUCCAGAGUUUUCGGAAUGCCUGCCGAGUUGGACUACUGAAAUGCUGAGGAUCUACGAAGCCCCACAUCAGUGUAAGGAAAAUGGCAACGUAGGCCGUGGAGGCGAGAUAUUCCGUUACUACGAGUGCAUUCGUCGGAAGACGUUACUGUGUGAUGAAUUAAGUGUUAAAUAUUGUGUAAAGUGAAAAAUUGAGAAGAUUUGGGUAAAUAAAAUAAAAAUGUAUGAAAAUCUUAACACAUUGAAAA
This is a messenger RNA of Uranotaenia lowii, 810 nucleotides long. RefSeq lists its product as uncharacterized. The record is from RefSeq and is a predicted model, not a curated record. The coding region runs from base 267 to 749 and encodes 160 amino acids. NCBI's taxonomy places the organism in Eukaryota, Metazoa, Arthropoda, Insecta, Diptera, Culicidae. The transcript is spliced from 2 exons.